AUGCAUCUUUCUACGGAGCACAAGAUUGAGCUAGGACUGACAGAAGAAGGCACGGACAACCUUGCCUUCGCCGGCCCUGAGGUUGAGGACCAGCUACGGAGUGACAGCACUGGGGUUUCCGGCACCCCCCCGAGGGUAGAGCUGGAGGAGGAGGUGCAGGAGGAGCAGGAGGAGGUGGGGAAGGGUCAGGAACUGGUGUACUCCCUCAACGACCGGCCACCGUGGUACCUCUGCAUCCUUCUGGGAUUCCAGCACUACAUCCUGGCGUUCGGGGGCAUCAUCGCCGUGCCCCUCAUCCUGGCAGAGCCCCUCUGCAUAGGGGACAACAACUCCGCCAAGAGCGACCUCAUCUCCACCAUCUUCUUCGUAUCGGGGCUGUGCACCCUGCUGCAGACCUCCAUCGGGACCAGGUUACCCAUACUCCAGGGAGGUACUUUCAGCCUGAUCACCCCCACGCUGGCCAUCUUGGCCCUCCCUAAGUGGCAGUGCCCAGUCGCUGGGACCCCGACCAUGGACCUGGGAAACACCACCACACCCCUGGCCACGGAGGACCCAGACCAGUUGUGGAUGACCCGGCUACGGGAGAUCCAGGGGGCCAUCCUGGUGUCGUCCAUGCUACAGGUGGUCCUGGGCCUGACGGGACUCGUGGGUCUGGUGCUGCGGUUCAUCGGCCCCCUGGCCAUCGCCCCCACCAUCAACCUCAUCGGCCUGUCGCUGUUCAUCGAGGCUGGGAAGAAGUGCGGCGCCCACUGGGGCAUAGCAGCCUUAACGGUGGGUUUGAUCAUUCUAUUCUCUCAGUAUCUGAGCAAGGUCAACGUUCCCAUGAUUACCUACAAGGACAAGAAGUGGACAAUCUUUCAGUAUCCCCUCUUCAAACUGUUCUCUGCCUUGUUCGGGAUGUGUGGUGGCUGGUUGGUCUGCUACCUAUUGACCGUCUUCGAGGUUCUGCCCUCCAAGUCGGACCAGUACGGAUACUCUGCCCGGACCGACAUCAACCUGGACGCCGUGAGCAGUGCUCCGUGGUUCCGUGUUCCUUACCCAGGUCAGUGGGGGGUCCCCACCGUCAGCGUGUCGUCCGUGCUGGGGAUGACAGCUGGCGUGCUGGCCUCCACCAUGGAGUCCAUUGGCGACUACUACGCCUGCGCCCGCCUCUCCGGGGCCCCGCCCCCACCCACGCACGCCAUCAACCGGGGCAUCGCGGUGGAGGGCCUGGGCUGCAUCCUGGCCGGGCUGUGGGGCACGGGGAACGGCACCACGUCGUACAGCCAGAACAUCGCCGCGCUGGGUAUCACCAAGGUCGGCAGUCGACUCGUUCUUCAGACCACGGGAAUCCUGAUGAUUCUUCUGGGAAUCUUCGGAAAAUUCGGAGCAGUCUUCAUCACCAUUCCAGAGCCUGUUAUUGGAGGGAUGUUCCUGGUGAUGUUUGGAAUGAUUGCAGCUGUGGGAAUAUCCAACCUUCAGUACGUGGACCUGAACUCCUCCAGGAACCUCCUCAUUCUGGGCUUUUCCACGUUCAGUGGCCUGGUCCUACCGACGUGGUUCAACUCCAACCCUGGUGUCAUCGACACAGGAGUGAAAGAGCUGGACCAAGUUAUUUUGGUGCUUUUUACCACCCACAUGUUCAUUGGAGGUUUCCUCGGAUUCGUUUUGGACAACACCAUUCCAGGGAGUGAGAAAGAGCGGGGAAUAAAGAGCUGGCGUAAGAAGGUCCAGGAGAACGGACCGGGCCCUGCGGUUAACCAGUCCUGUUACGACAUCCCCUACUGCAACGCCAUCUUCCAGCGCUUCAAAUGCUUCCAGUACCUGCCGUUCCUCCCCUCCUACAGAGAGCCCAGGAGGAAAACCUCAAAGUGAGCCUAGCCAAAGUGGUGCUGAAAAACAACCUUCAUUCUGGGAUUCAGCUGGUUCCAUGGCUUUUGGUAGCACACUAUAUAGAGAAGGGGGCAGAUGGGAUAGUGUGUUCUGAAUUAUGACAUUUUAAGGAAUUGUGUCCGUUAUAUGGUUGAAAUUCAAACCUAUGUUGCAUUACAGGUAAAGCUUUGGAAAUAAAUUAAAAUGUCUACAUUUCAAAGAAUCGGUCAACCUGAACCUGGACCUUAUUUACCAAUCAUUCUCAUGGGCGUUGAGAUGUUGUAGGAAGAGAAAAUGUAAUUGAGAGAUAGAGAGCAGAGGGAUGGUUUUGUUUGACUUCAG
Gadus chalcogrammus (walleye pollock) is the source of this 2193-nucleotide messenger RNA. RefSeq names its product solute carrier family 23 member 1-like. Gene Ontology annotation, biological process: transmembrane transport. Gene Ontology annotation, molecular function: transmembrane transporter activity. NCBI's taxonomy places the organism in Eukaryota, Metazoa, Chordata, Actinopteri, Gadiformes, Gadidae. Gene Ontology annotation, cellular component: membrane. The transcript has 12 exons. The record is from RefSeq and is a predicted model, not a curated record. Bases 1 to 1854 code for a protein of 617 amino acids.